AUGCUGCCAGUGGAUCAGAUGCUCCACCUUCGUAUUGACUGCCCGGGCAAGAAUCUCGCGAUGAUCACUCCGCCGGACGAGAAUGAGAACAAACUCGGCGCCUCGUUGAGUGACAUUUAUCGUUUAACUCCAAAACCCACGCUCGUCCUCGAUCACUCCCUCCACGUCGUCGAAGUCUCCAACAGUCAUGUGGCGACCUUCUCGUGGUCACGAGAUCAACUGCUGACGGCGAGUGUCUACGAUCUGCCCCCCACCCUUGUGCCCUCACCGAAUAUCGCCUCGCUGAGUGGUGCCAUCAGCACCGCCCUGUCCACCCGCGAUGUCCAAGUCCUCGAGGGUGUCCAGGUGGCGGACGCCCAAUACUCCCUGAGCGUGACGCCCAUCUUUCAGCACGACGCCCUGAUCUUUGUCCUCCUCGAAGCCCAACGGACGAAACGGCAUCAAAGCAACCUCAUGAGCGAACAGACCUACUUGAACGAAACCUACAAGAUCUUGGUGGACACCGUGCGGGACUAUGCGAUUUUCAUGCUUGACACCCGGGGCUACAUUGCGACGUGGAAUGCGGGCGCCGCCAUUCUCAAGGGGUACGCGGCAACCGAGAUUAUCGGGCGGCAUUUCUCCAUAUUCUACGGUCGCGAAGACUGCGCGGCCAACAAACCGGCCCGCGAGCUCGAGGUCUGUCUACAGGAAGGAAAAGUGGAGGAUGAAGGCUGGCGCUACCGCAAGGAUGGGACUCGAUUCUGGGCCAACGUGAUGAUCACCGCCAUCUACCAGAAUGGCAACCAUAUUGGGUUCGUCAAAGUGACUCGCGAUCUGACAGAGCGCCGGGCGGCCGAGGGGCGCUUGAUCGAUGCCUUUGAAGAAUCAGCGAAACUCAAGUCCGACUUCUUGGCGAACAUGUCCCACGAACUGCGAACGCCCAUGAACGGCAUGUUCUUGGCCCUCACCAUGUUGAUGAGAACCGAGUUGAAUGAGGAGCAGCGCGAAUUCGCGUCCAUCCUGGAAGAUUCCACCUCGAUUCUGCUCCAGGUCAUCAAUGAUGUCUUGGACUACUCCAAAUUGUCAUCCGGAUCUUUCCCUUUGAAUGCCGAUGUUCUGGAUGUCCCCAGCGUGAUCAACGCAGUCGUGCGCAAUUGUCGACCGACACUCAAGCCUGGAGUGGAACUGCAGACGACCAUUCAACGAGGCCUCCCUUCGAGUGUCAGAGGCGAUCCGCUCCGAUUUCGCCAGGUGCUCCAGAAUUUGGUGAGCAAUGCAGUCAAGUUCACUGAAAAGGGUCACGUCCAGAUCAAUGCCUCAUGGAUCGUCGACGAUAAAGACCCCAAUCUUUACGUGAUUUCCACCCAAGUCGUGGACUCGGGCAUCGGUGUACCGGACACUGCCGUGGGCACCCUCUUCACUCCAUUCACACGGUUCGCAGACACGGCCACCAAAAGAUAUCAAGGCACCGGUCUGGGACUCUCCAUUUGCAAGAGUCUAGCUGAGCUGAUGGAUGGCGCCGUUGGGUUCCACGCCAACCCAGAUGGCCCUGGCAGUGUCUUUUGGAUGACUGCCAAAAUGGCUCGGGUGGAUACUCGUGUCGCGCACACCAAGAAGAAGCUCACCCCAGCGCUUUCGACGACCACCGACCACUCCGCCGCUCUUCAAAAAGUCGCGCCACAGAAGCACAUCCUCCUGGUUGAGGAUAACAAUGUCAAUCAAACGAUCAUGAUGAAACUUCUUGCUAGCCUUGGGUUUGAGCGCAUCGAUGCGGCUUGGGAUGGCGCCGAAGCGGUUCGCCUGGUAAAACAGAAGCCUCUCACCUACAAUGUGAUCCUCAUGGAUAUCAACAUGCCGGUCAUGGAUGGGUUGAUGGCCACAGAACUUAUUCGAAAGAUGAAGGUUGACGUGCCUAUCAUCGCUCUGACGGGCAAUGCCUUGAAAGGGGACGCAGAAAACUAUCUGGCAAGGGGGAUGACCGACUACAUUGCCAAGCCACUGCACAGGCAGCAGCUGGUAGAUCUCUUGUGGAAAUGGUGUGGACCCUGA
This is a messenger RNA of Penicillium nucicola, 2028 nucleotides long. It is a transcript of the gene fos-1, whose product is annotated as sensor histidine kinase/response regulator Fos-1/TcsA. NCBI's taxonomy places the organism in Eukaryota, Fungi, Ascomycota, Eurotiomycetes, Eurotiales, Aspergillaceae. Gene Ontology annotation, molecular function: phosphorelay sensor kinase activity. The transcript is spliced from 2 exons. The record is from RefSeq and is a predicted model, not a curated record. The coding region runs from base 1 to 2028 and encodes 675 amino acids. Gene Ontology annotation, biological process: phosphorelay signal transduction system; phosphorylation.